This is a messenger RNA of Nerophis ophidion (straightnose pipefish), 1276 nucleotides long. It is a transcript of the gene rnaset2, whose product is annotated as ribonuclease T2. Gene Ontology annotation, biological process: RNA catabolic process. The record is from RefSeq and is a predicted model, not a curated record. The coding region runs from base 358 to 1074 and encodes 238 amino acids. The transcript has 12 exons. Lineage: Eukaryota; Metazoa; Chordata; Actinopteri; Syngnathiformes; Syngnathidae. Gene Ontology annotation, molecular function: ribonuclease T2 activity; RNA binding. Gene Ontology annotation, cellular component: extracellular region.
CUGAGCCGGCAGGCGGGGCGGGCGUACAUUCAGCAUGUAAACAACUCAUCCAUGAAGCAACAACUGUUCCCGUUCUUGCCUGCUUGCUCACUUGUGUGACUCACAAGCUAACACGGCGAUUCACUUUGGCCACCUCCACGGAGAAAAAUCGCAAGAAAAGUUCUCCGUUUUCUGCGCUUCCCUUGGACUUUAAACGUUCACAUACUGCUGGGCAUUCCUCAGAGCACGUCAUUAAAACUUGUCCCUCUUGGGUUCCGGGGCCUUUCCACAGCUGCAUUUCAACAGAAGGCAGUGUACGGCCCUUCACAAGUUGCCACAUCAUUGCCCAGCCCACACAGAGGGACAACCAUAUCCAACAUGGGCCUCGGGGUUCAUCUUCUGCUCUAUCUGGCCAUGGUUUCUGCCUUUCCAAUGUUGCCUCCACACCUGUGGACAAAAAUCAUCCUCACCCACCAUUGGCCGAGCACUUUUUGUGGCAUGGAGCACUGCCAUAAUAAUAUUAGUUUCUGGACACUACAUGGGCUCUGGCCUGAUAAAGGGAUUCUUUGCAAUUCAUCAUGGCAUUUCAAUUCUUCUGAAAUAGAGGACUUGCUCCCAGACAUGGAGAAGAGUUGGCCUGACUUACUAAAGCCUACAUCAUUUGCAUUUUGGAAGUAUGAGUGGUCCAAACAUGGCACAUGUGCUGCUAAAGCACCCUCUCUUGAUAGUCAACAUAAAUACUUCAGCAAGGCAUUGGAACUGUACCAUAAAUUGGACUUGACUAGCAUCCUUCAGAAAUUUGAUAUUAUUCCAUCUGAAAACUACUACAAAUUUUCCCAAAUUGAAGGUGUCAUAGAGAACUUCUAUGGUGUUACCCCGAAGAUCCAGUGUGUGCACCCUUCAAAGAAUUCCGAUGCUCAGACUUUGGGUCAGAUCGAGAUUUGUUUCGACUUUGACUUCUCGCUCGUGAAUUGUGAAAAACAGCUCCCACUUGAAGACCAGAGUUUUCCCGAAUCAUCUAUUUUCAGUGUCUGUGAACAUGACAUCCCAGUUUACUACCCACCUCUUCGAAACACACAAACAAAAAAACACUAGUGUUUACAAUUGCGCACUACACUCUUCGGAAUCAAUACCUCUUUGUGUACCGAUCAACAGUACUGUAAAUUUUGUGUUGCUAAUAAUUUCACAAUGUGUACUUAAUAAGUCUACUGGUGUUGUUUUAGUGCUGUGUAAUUGGAUAUGAUGAGCUUUGGAAUGUAUUGCCUUUGCUAAAAGACAUUAAAAUAUUUUACACUAA